GUUGUUGUUUGCUACCUGAAUUUAUGUGUAACUUACACUAAUCACCGUUGAGUGCCCGCCAUUAUUACCUGCAAGCUACUUUAUAUAAACAGAAAUUCUCGCAAAAAAAAUUAUUCGCACUCCAAGUCUUGAAAAAACCAAAUAAAGUGAAAAUGUUAGAAAAAAUAUUAUUUUAUCGCGUAAUUUUACUACUGACGUGCUGUUUAGCAUUUAUAUUUGCACAGCAAGAGAACACACCUGACGCAAUGGCACAACUUGCGGAUUUAUUGGGUUUGAGCCCGGCUAGUGCGCGUCUCAAAAGACAACCAUCGUUGAGCAAUUCAGCAGCGAAAUUUCUGCUUGAAGUGUACAAAGAAAUAAGUGAUGAGGAUGAAGUGCAUUUACCAGCAGAAGUGGUGCAGAAUCUACAUAAAACACGACAUAGACGUGCGCUCAACGAGGACAAUUUCAUAACGCCUUUCGAUCGCAGAGAGAUUGAGUUGAGCAACAACAUAAUCACAUUCGCCAGCAGACCCACAUCGUUAAAUUCGAAUUCUGCACCUUUGGGCGACAUGCUAGUCAAUUUCAAUUUGAAUGACAUACCCAGUGACUUGGAAUUAACACAUGCCGCCAUGCGUUUGUAUCAAGAUCCACAACUGGGACAAUACAGCACGAAUACUGAGCAUAAAUACACAAUCUCCGUUUACCAGCCAGUGGGCCAGUACAUGCUUAAUGUUGCAUCGUUAAAUGCCACCACCGCAUUCAACGGUUGGCUGGAGUUGAACGUAACAAAUUUAAUCAAUCAAUGGUUGCGCUUUCGUACACUGAGACACAUACUUUACGGCAAUCACUUGCUUGUUGGCGUCACACUGCAUAUACCAUUGACAAGCGAAGGUGUCGCUGUAAAAUUACAACAAAUUGCUGCUACUGAUGUGGGCUUAGUGCCGGCGCAAAUGCAACCGGAACUGCUUGAUGUGCAACCCUUCAUUAUAGGCUAUUUUCAUGGUCCCGACUUGAUGACCAAGAUGCGACAGCGUUCAACUCAACAACAACAGCGACGCGCACGACAUGCCGAUUCCUUUAGAAAGCCACCACCACCGCCACAGCCGCAUAUGCCAUCACACACAAUGAAUGAGGAAGACGCCAUUGAGCACCCCAAAGCAUGUGAGCGACGCAACUUCACUUUGGACUUCAAAUAUUUGGGCAUGGAGAAAUCGGUAAUUGCGCCGAAAACAUUUGAGGCCUUCUACUGCUUUGGCGAAUGCAAUUUCCCCUUGGGUACGCCUAUGAAUAAUGCCACUAAUCAUGCGAUUGUGCAGACGCUGAUACAUCUGAAGCGGCCAAACCUACCGAAACCGUGUUGCGUGCCAGUCAAGUUGGCCUCCAUAUCCAUAUUGUACUCGGUCAAUGAAGAUAGCGUGAAUCUGAUGCGUUUCUCACAAAUUGUCGCCAAGGAAUGUGGUUGCCGUUAAAUGAUGGCAUGUAGAGGGAGACGAAAUUCAAAACAAUUAAUUAAAAUAAUGUAGCAUAAUAAUUAUAACUGCAACAUGUAAAUACAUACAUACAUAUAUUUAAUUAUUGUAAAUUUGUUACAAUGAACAUAAUGAGAUUUUGCUGGCUUACAUACAAUAAGUAUAUACUAAGUGUUAAAAUGUAAGUAUGUGCGCGCGUGCAUGUAUAAAAAAACGUGUUAACAACAAUUUAA
Messenger RNA from Zeugodacus cucurbitae (melon fly), 1684 nucleotides. RefSeq names its product protein screw (gene scw). Gene Ontology annotation, molecular function: growth factor activity; cytokine activity. Bases 153 to 1451 code for a protein of 432 amino acids. The transcript is spliced from 3 exons. Lineage: Eukaryota; Metazoa; Arthropoda; Insecta; Diptera; Tephritidae. The record is from RefSeq and is a predicted model, not a curated record. Gene Ontology annotation, biological process: BMP signaling pathway; SMAD protein signal transduction. Gene Ontology annotation, cellular component: extracellular region.